Ornithodoros turicata is the source of this 2082-nucleotide messenger RNA. RefSeq lists its product as uncharacterized. The transcript is spliced from 10 exons. The record is from RefSeq and is a predicted model, not a curated record. Lineage: Eukaryota; Metazoa; Arthropoda; Arachnida; Ixodida; Argasidae. Bases 1 to 1692 code for a protein of 563 amino acids.
AUGGCUACGCAAGCUGUACUGCCCAUGACAUCUGUUGGAUUGGUCAACACCUCAACACAGUGCAACACCACUCUGCUUGGACUGGUGGCGAUGAAAUCGACUGGCACGCAAACGGAAGAGGCAUCACAGGAUGUAGCUUCUGAUGAGGCAGCUCCCAUAGUGCAACGUCGAGUGUCAUCUCCCUUACAAAGUGUUCCUCAGGAGCUUCCACCCUGCCCAGCAUCUCCAAUAUUGGACUGCUCAGGAUUUGAGGAAGUGGACCCUGAGAAUGAGGCUGAUGAGGAAGACGUGACUUAUUACCCUUCACUGAGCGAGAGCUUCCUAGAGGACAAACCUCUAGAAGAAAAGGCUCUGCAUGAGGAACCGAAGUUCAUCGUGUUUGAAAGUCGCCUCACAGAACUAUUCCAAAGUUGCAAGGAGUGCUCAAAGCCCUGCAGAUGCUCUUUCACAACAAGUGGAACACUACUGACUGUUGCCACAGAAUGUCCUCUGGGUCACAUAUCGCAUUGGAGCAGCCAACCCCUUUCGGACAUGUCGAACAAACUAUCCCAGCUCUCCACUUUGAUCACAGUGUACAAGGCACAGCAACAACAACUGCUAACGAACCUUGGUACAGAUCCGACUAACCUGGCGUCAGAUGGGAGAUGCGAUUCACCUGGGCACAGUGCUAAAUACCUAACGUACAGUUUUUACUGUGACUCAUUAAACAAGAUUGUGCAUUUCGAACAAGUUCAGGUGAAGGAGUCCCCAGAUGUGCAAGCGAGCAGCCAUAUGGAGGAGGAGGGCCUUAUACGGGGUCUAAAGUUCCUCGAGGAAAAUGAUGUGAAUGUGGCAUCACUGACCACCGACCGCCACCCAGCCACGAAAAAAUACAUGCGAACGAUGAAGCCAGACAUCAAGCAUUACUUUGAUGUGUGGCACGUCGCGAAGGGUGUUAAGAAGAAACUUGUAGCAGCAAGUAACAGUGCAGCCACAAGGGACCUGAAAUUGUGGAUCCCCGCAGCAGUGAAUCACAUGUACUGGUGUGCAGCUGUAAGUGGAGGCAAUGCUGGCUUGCUCUUAGAAAUGUGGAGAAGCUCAGUAAACCACGUAGUGGAUGUGCACGAGGGCCAUGCACCGAACUACCCUCGCUGCCUUCACCAGCCCAACCAAGAAUCUGCAUGGCUCAAACGUGAUUCUCCAGCACAUGUGAAAUUCAAGGCUGUUGUGACUGCUCCGCUGCUCAUGAAAGACAUUGGGCAACUGUCCCCUACAACACAAACAUACGGGCUGGAGUCCUACCACAGCGUGCUGAAUACCUUUGCAUCAAAGUCUGUGGCUUUUUCUCCUGAAGGAAUGUAUGAAAGAACUUGUCUUGCGGUGCUACAUUUCAAUGAAAAUUCCUGUCGCAAGCAAGCAAGAACUCUAACCGAUGAAGAGAGGUGGAAACUGAAAGUGCCAAAAGGGAGAGGAGGGCAUGUUGUUGCCUGCUCUGUGAAAGAAGAUGCAACAUUCCGCUACGUUGAUGUCCUUUUUGAAAAAACGCUGCAGAGAUGUUCAUCACUGCCAUCAUUCAAGAAAGCGCUGGAGGACACAACCCCAAUUGCAACCCGCCCAAUGAGUGACUCCCACCCACGUCAGCCAAGGGAAGCCAUCAUUGAGGCCCACAAAAGCCGUUUUCUGCACCACUCAGAGCCAGCAUCCAGUCAAUGAAGGCAAUCCAAUCUGUGCACUGAGAAAAGUAUGCAUGAUUAUGAAAUGAGAUACGCAUGGUUAAGGCCCUUCUUUUUCUGCGAUUCCGCGAUUCUGCAAAAAUUUGCAGAAUUGUAGGUCUGCCGCGGAAUAUGAGGUUUUGCGCAGAAUUUUGCAGAAACCGCGUGCUUAACUCAGUUUAUGCGCGAGAUGAACGGACUUUGCUCGCACCGGGUCGGCUCGCAUUACAGUGUAGAUGUGCCAACCGGAUAAGGCCACCAGGCCGUGAUAUGGCCCCAUCUGUGUGCUGGAAAAACCCUCUAACUUCUCUCUCUAACCCUCAACUCUCUGGGAUUCUGGAGUGGAAUGCAAACACUGACCCCUGCUUUGGUGUCCAUAGCUGUCAAGUAC